AUGUUGCCACGACUCAAGACGCUCUUUCCUCUGAGCCGUCGUGGUGCUUCUACCGCUUCAGCAAAGAUAUCAGAAGCUUCCAAACAGUCUACCCCUCCACCUUCAGAAUUUUCAGAUACCGCCCCGCCUAGACGAAAAUAUCGGGAUGAGAUCUCAGUGUUGCGGGCCCUAUCGAAAUGCGUCAGACCCCACCUCGGCUUACCCGCCUACGGCUGUGCGAUUGAGCCAUGGCUGGGUGCUGGAGGUUCCAGGGAGAGAUCGAAUAAGUUGGCGAAGGCGGCAGGAAGGAAUGCUGCUAGACACGUGGCACGAACCCUGCUGGCGAAUGAUCUCACUGCUUUGGUCACCGAGGCAAGUCAAUAUGUCAGACUCAUUUCCAUCAAGAUUAAUUAUAUGUUGCCGAUGGACGAUUUAUAUUCGAUAUAUUGUGCGAUUAGUUUCAAGGUCUAUGAAUGGGGAGCUCUUGAGUUCAUUAUCGAUUUCUCCUAUCUAAAUGCUCACUUCUUCAACCGACUACCUUUUAGCUGCAGGUAUCAUAUCACCAGUGGGAGUAUUCACAUCAUCCUAUUGAUUGGCUUUUUCUCAUUUUCACAGGUGCCACGAAUAGACACUCUGGUUCCCCUCCAAACUGGAGAAUCGAUACGCAAGGAGCUGACUGAAGGUGUAAUCAAUGAGCAGGAGGCGAUGGAGCGUUUACUCCUGCUUCUAGCUCCAAAAGACGCCUGGGCUCUCUACAGAGAUGUGACCAAUGUGAAAUGGGAUUCAGCCACUCUCCAUCGACUCCUUGACCUUCUAUGCGCCACUAAUAGCGGCAAUGGAGGAGCUGAUUUCUUCGAACAUCUUCCCUUUGUUGACCGUGGUUCUCUUCCCGAACCUGAAGAACUGUUCUAUGCUGCGGAGACUCGGAUUUUCAGCACUCUCAGAAACGCUGCAGAAACUCCUGCCGAUGAAGCGCUCCCCACUCCUGUUGUGGCUGCAGCCGAUGACUCUGGAGUUGAUGCGGAGAAUUUGGAAUCGCUUCAAAGUACGGAUGCCCAACUAGAGAAAGUGGAAUUGCCAGAAGACGAAUCAGUUGUUGAGGAAAUUCUCCAAGCUGAAGUUUCUUCCUGGCACAAGGGAUGUCCUGCUGAACUGCUCUUCUCCCAGCAUCCAGAUAUUCUCCGAACUCCAGCUGCUUACACUGCUAUGAUCCGUGGUGCAGCUCGUUUUGGCGCUGCAGACCGGGCAUGGGAAAUGGCCAAAGAAGCCCUCAAUUCAUCCAUCAAGCUUCCUCUCUGCGUGUAUAAUGACCUCCUACGUUGUGCCUACGAGUACUCAAUUGAAGAAGACAUCUGGACUCGAUUACUGGAAGGUUUUGAACUCCUCAGAGCUUCCAACCUACGUCCUGAUGCGAUCACAUUCUCUUCAGCUCUUUACUCUCUCCAUAAAAGUAAUCUGGAUGCUGUGGGCAAGGAGGAUGGGCCACUGAAAAAUGUUGCAGAUAAGGCCCUCGGUUUACUGGAAGAAGCUAAACGCCUUGGAAUCCAACCUACUCUGGGUCUUUAUGCUAAUCUAUUGAGAACGUUGGUGUCUACCAGGAUUUCAAAAAGCGGACAAGCUUAUCGUCUAAAUGAGAUUUUGGCCGACAUUCUAGCUGAUGUUGAAAACAACUGGGAUUUUCUGAGUCGAGGUGAUGUCUUUUCUUCCGUGGAUGAUUAUGAAUUUGCGAGUACAGCUUUGUUCUGUGCCACUGUCGGCACUUCUAGCGGUAAUUCGUCUCGUCUUGUUCAACGAAUAUAUGAUCUCGUUCAUACACGAUGUGGCGAUAGGAGAUUUUUAUUCAGGAACAGUGUUGACGCUCGAGGAUUUUACACGCGAUAUCUCACAACCGUGGUGCAUAAUGCUACUGGUGGAGUUAAUGAGUUGGCUACAAUCUAUCACAAUCACCGUCAAAUCUUUCACGGGAAUCAGAGAGUUUACGAGGUUCUUGUCCAUCGCUUGAAAGCAGCUAUAUCCACAUGGACAAGUGCGUUGGAAAAAGUGAAUUCAAGUGAGACGGAAUUUGAUAGAGCGAUGCUUAAAAAUCUGGAAGGGGAGGCUUCUAAAGCCUUUGAGACGCUGGGUGAAAUGCUAUUUGACUUCGUGGCAAUGUCAGUUAGGAUGCCUCAACGAUUGCCCUCUUACAUCUCCGAUUCAUUGAUGACUUUCUCUUCUGUCGAUCCAUGGAUAGAAGUUCGUACCCCCCUUCUUCCUGGCGGAGGUUGUCUUCGAUUUAUUUCUGAAGUGGGUUGCCGCAGUGCUCAUAAAGCAGCCUUGGCUUUCACCGAGCUCAUUCGUUGCCACGAGGCCCGUUUAGCUAAUUCCUCCUCUGCUAAUGCUCGACCGUUCACGCCCCUGAAAACAGCUGAAUUAACCGCUCUUGUUCGCAUGGCCCUUCAUCUGACCGCAUUUAAUACGGCUGGACCAGAUGGUCAACAAACUGUCGCUCAACGAGAGGCUAACGAGAGAGCUCUGAACUGUGCCAGUGACUUGCUGCUGCUAAAUAAGGAUUCAAUGACCGGGGAGAGAUCAAGAACUUCAGACGUCGCUGCAAUGGAGAUUAAAUGCACCUUUUUCCCAUAUAGUGAACAGGUAUGGAGUUUACUGGAAUACCUCGCUGGCUUGAAAGACAUAAGCGGACGCUGUGCUCAGCACAUCUUUGUGGAAGACGGUUCUCUUUGGAGGGUUCUUGAUGCAGCGGAAGCAAGUUUGGUCCCGGAAGGAAAAAAUCAGGCUGAGGUUGGAAUUUCGGCAAACUCACCACGGGUUCAGAUUAUCAGCGCUGUUCGCAGGAAAUUUAAAGAGCAUGUUGCAUCAAAUGCCCCCGAACACUGA
Rodentolepis nana is the source of this 2853-nucleotide messenger RNA. NCBI's taxonomy places the organism in Eukaryota, Metazoa, Platyhelminthes, Cestoda, Cyclophyllidea, Hymenolepididae. The record is from the annotation of a GenBank genome assembly.